AUAUGACCUGAUGUUCGGUAAAUAUGAUAUGCACGUGUACAUUCAAUCUGUAUCAGAUGUCUUGGUGUCGACGACCUUGAUCUUACUUUACAGCAGUAUUGGCGGCUCCUUGACUUCUGUUGGACACGUGGAGUUGGAUGCUGGGAUUAUGGAAGGAAAAACUUUGGAAGCAGGUGCGGUUGGUUGUGUGAAAACCGUCAAAAACCCUGUGAGUCUGGCCCGACAAGUGAUGGAGAAAACGGAUCACGUAUUCCUUGUUGCUGAAGGAGCUGAGCAGUUCGCAAAAUCUAUUUCAUUUGCUGAAGUGGAAAAUUCCUCCUUGAUUUCGCAAAAGUCGCUGGAUGCGUUAGAACGGACCAGAGCUCGAUAUAAGACGACCAUUCAAGCAAAUUAUAGUGGUGGAUUCUUUGCGGAUGACACCAUUGGUGGCGUUUGCACCACAGGCAAUGGGGAAGCCAUUGCCAAAAUGGUUCUUGCUCACCGCAUCAGCUCUAAAAUGGACGCAGGUUUUUCCCCGAAAGAGGCUUGCGAUGCAGCUUUGGAGGAGAUGAGACUCCGAAUAGACGGGGAUGGUUACGGAGGAGCGAUAGCUGUGAACAAGAACGGUGACGUGGCAUACUCAUUCAACACGUACAGAAUGUCUUGGGCUAUCCGACGAAGAGAUGAGAUUCGUUUCGGAAUAAAUCGGGGCGAAGAAAUAAUUGAAAGAAUCGGGGAUUAGAGAUAUCAUUGAGACGUGGCGCUGAUAUGACUGAGUCAUUCCAACAUUCCUGAUGAGAUAUUUUUUUCGGAUUUACAGUAUGCUGUGGAUAGUGUGGAGAUGGAUGAAUGACACAUGCUGUCAUACAUAUCCGCUAUGUAGGUCUUUUAAGGUUUAUCUCUUUGCAUGACUAAUAAACUAAUAGUACAGUAUCGAAAACUAUAGCUCAUUUAUCAAAUGCAUACUUUUUCAUUAUUGGCUAUUACAAAACUUUCGUUCUCGGUACCAACUCUCACGCGGGCUUAGAUUAACCAUAUUUAAAAGAUCUAUAUCCAUCAAUUUUUCUUUUUGUAAUAGUCGAAUGUUCAUCUGCUGGAAAAGAAUAUAACGCAACUUGCAUAUGCUCUGCUGUAAUUUUAAACCUAACCUCUUGAUCUCCAUCUGUUCGAUGAUACAUUCCAGAAUUUUUGUAGUGCUUGCUGUACGCAAAUCUUUAUCAUCCGGACGUUGAUGAGAUUCGAUAAAAUGUCAUUUCGUGUGGGAAAGGAAGCGACCUGAUUCUUUAAUAGGGGACGGUCGAAUUCCAGCAGCAUAAUUGAUCUCAGGUGAUAAUAAGUACAAUAUGUUCUACUGAACAAAAGUUUUUGGCAUUGUACAUGCAAGCACAAUAUAUAGGCUUAUUCUGUGCGGAUAAAUAUUGCAGUCGGCCAGAAAGCACGAUACCGGAAAAUUUACCUGAAGAAAUAAUCUCAGCGAUGAGUAAUUACGCUGCUUCAAAGAUUUUAAGUGGAAUCGAAUUCCAGGCGCAAUGCUUGUUAGCUUGAACGUCGUCUAUAACCUUUUAUAGUCGUUCCUUUUUUUUCAAGAGUGGAAUAAUUCGUUACCCACGGUUGCGUUUUCUGCCAUAAUUGUCGCAUACAAGUCUAAAAUUAUCAUCUGAAGUUCGUUGUUGUGCCGCGUGGUUAAUAAAAUUGUGACUUGAUUGAAAUGGGGUCCUGAAA
Molecule: messenger RNA, 1701 nt
Organism: Notodromas monacha
Lineage: Eukaryota; Metazoa; Arthropoda; Ostracoda; Podocopida; Cyprididae
Source: the annotation of a GenBank genome assembly